Clavispora lusitaniae ATCC 42720 is the source of this 1872-nucleotide messenger RNA. RefSeq names its product Swc4p (gene SWC4). Gene Ontology annotation, cellular component: Swr1 complex; NuA4 histone acetyltransferase complex. Gene Ontology annotation, molecular function: transcription corepressor activity. Gene Ontology annotation, biological process: negative regulation of transcription by RNA polymerase II; DNA repair; chromatin remodeling. Lineage: Eukaryota; Fungi; Ascomycota; Pichiomycetes; Serinales; Metschnikowiaceae. The record is from RefSeq and is a predicted model, not a curated record.
AUGUCAGCGAAUGAUAUUCUUGACGUUUUGAAUAUUAAGCGGGACGAUACUCCGCAACCGGCGAAGAAGAAGCAAAAAGUGGAGUAUGCUGCCCCUCAGAAGGGUGCUAUGGCCCGUGAAUUGUAUAACCUUUUGGGUCCAAACACUCCUCCAGUCAGCCUCAGUUUAGGCGCAAACAAAGCAAGAGAUCGGAAGCAAAAAGUGUCUCCGUGGACAAAAAUGCCUUUCAAGCCAAAUAAAAAGAACGAACAUGCUCCGCAGCUCUACCACUGGCAGAAGGGUAGCGAAGAACUUUUGAAGCAGGAAAGUGCAGGCAAACCUUACUUCUUCGAUAAGUUCUCUGUUUCAUUGGACAUUCCUGAACUUGUGGAUGAAGCCACGUAUGACCACUUCAUGGAAGAGAUCUUGCAAGAAGAAAAGAGACGUAAUGAGCAAGAGUUGAAGGACAAGGAAGAAGAAGAUUCUGUACCAAGCAGCGAAACUACAACGGAUGGCAGUUCUGAAAAAGUGGCUACUUUGAAGAAUGAACAAGCAGUAAAGCUACUGAAGGAUAUGAAGGAUACGAAAAGUAAUGGACGGACAGAUGGCAAAGUUAAGACUGAAACUGAUACUCCUGGAACACAGCAGAAGACUCGAGGGCUAAAUAAGUCAGGCGAUGGUGGCGCGGAGGAAGAAAAGGAAGCAAAAGAAGGUGACGAGAUUGAUGAAGAUGAAGAGGAAGACGAUGAAGAUGAAGAUGAGGUAAAAGACAAUGAAGGCAGUCAGGAGGAGAAAGAAUCAGACAAGAAGGAAAAGGAUGAGAAAGCACGCCAGACUAAAGUGGCCAACUCCCUGAAGGCUACUACAGAUGUUCAGGAUAAUAACAGCAUAACGGACAAACACACUAACCCCCCUUGGUCAUAUAAGGAAACGCAACUUCUUUUCGACUACUGCAAAGUUUUUGAGCUCAAGUGGUAUGUUAUUGCAGACAGGUUUCCCUAUGACCGGACUAUGGAGGAGUUGAAAGAACAGUUUUAUCGAAUCUCGGCCAAAAUACUAAAUCACCAAGGAAACGCAAAUCCUCAUUUGGUUGAAUCUCUAGAAUCUUAUUCCAAAGAUGCUGAAAUAGAUCGAAAGCAAUAUCUUGAGAGUCUUCUCAAGCGGACUCCUGCUGAAAUCGCAGAGGAAGAAUCGCUUGUUAUCGAAGCCCGUCGCUUUGAACUCGCUGCGAAAAAAAUGCUUAUGGAGAGAUCGCAUUUAUUGACGUUGCUAGACUCACCACAGUCUUCCCAAUCUGUUCAACAAUACCUCUCUUCUCUGGGCAUGACUAACUUGUAUAAUAAGCUUAUGAUCAUGGACAAGCAACAAAAGAAGAAAAUGAGCAACAAGUCCAAUUCUGCAAACACUGAUCCUGUUCCGCCAUCAAUCCCUGUCGCAGCCUCGUCAUCCUCAUACAAGAAGGACCGCGGGUUUCAAACUCAUCUUCAGCAAUACUUAUCUGGUUUGGUUAAGCAACUGAGUACAAAGGGCGAGCCAAGUCCAAUUCAACAGCUUCUCUCUAAGAGACUUACAACGAAAGAGGAGGAGGCAUAUGGUUUACAUUAUCAUGCUAAUGAGAGAUUGACUCCUGGUGUUAUUUUACGUUCUACCCAACGUCUCCCUGGGUUGCAACAGCGGCAAUCUGUAUUUAAAUCUGUCAACAGUAUGUUGCAGGAAUUGGAUAUUCCAACAGCAGGUAGCACUACAUGGAAACCAGUGAUGCCUACUAGAAAGACGAUGGCAAAAUAUGAUGAAUUGAUAAGGGCUGUUGUGGCUCUUCUUGAUGUUAAAAAGGGAAAGGACAAAUUAGAAGCAGAAAUCGAACUCAUAAAGAGCCAACGGGGUUUGCAAUGA